CUUUUAUUUUGAAAAACCUUUGACAUGGAAGUGUUUUUCUUGGAGCUGCUGCUCUGCGGGUCGACACGUGUGUAGCUGUCACAGAGGACUUUUCAAGGCAACAGUUACCUACAUGACAACGAAUUGCACCUUUGAGUGUUUCCUAUGAAAUCAUGGCUGAUGCGUUCAGCAGCAGCUCGGAAACUGUAAUUCAGCGUGUGGUGGACGUUACAGUGAGGACAAACACUCCUGUGGAAAAACUAGAAGAGCUGUAUCAGAUUCAGAAGACCUGUGACUUCAUUAGUGAACAUCAGUUCAAAAAGGUUGCUCUGCAGUUUCCUGAUGAGCUGCUGGGAGAUUCAAUUGCAGUCUCAGAGGAGAUCCAGAAGAACAGCGAUGCCACACCAUUUAUUUUGGGAGACACAUCCUAUGGAAGUUGCUGUGUGGACGAGGUAGCUGCAGAACAUGUUGGAGCUGAGUGCAUUGUCCACUAUGGCAGCACCUGCCUCAGCCCGUCUAAACGACUGCCGAUGAUGUACGUCUUUGAGAAAAGACCGGUGGAUGUGGAGAAGUGUGCCGCCUCCUUCAGAGAACUCUACCCUGACACACAGAAUCACAUCAUCAUCCUCUAUGAUGUCAACUACAGUCAUGCUAUUAAUGAUCUUCUGUCCCUCCUGUCACCAGAAUAUUCAAACCUUUUUGCCUCAGAGCUUGUUGUGGAAGGGGAGCAGUGUUGCAGCCAUGGCCGGGUUAAAAUACAAACUAAUGACUCCUGCCUCUCUGAGCAAGACAACAAGCAGGUUAUUUUUCAGUUUGGACGGCAGUUCAUCUUGAAAAGUGGCUCCGGUAUAACAGACUACAGCAUGUUCUACGUCGGUCAGGAGGGAGCAACCUUACGAAACUUCAUGAUGACUUGGAAUCGCUGCUCAUUUUGCUCUUUCGACCCUGUGACUAUGAAGGGAAGGAUUGAGUCAGUAAGCAUCAACCGUGCGCUGAUGAAGAGAUACUACGCUAUAGAAAGAGCCAAAGACGCUAAUGUGGUCGGCAUCCUGGUCGGCACUCUGGGGGUGGCCGAUUACCUCGCCAUCAUCCAGCAGCUGAAGGACACGAUCCGCAGAGCUGGAAAGAAGAGCUACAUGUUCGCCAUGGGGAAACUGAACGUACCCAAACUGGCAAACUUUCUCGAAAUUGACAUCUUUGUGUUAAUAGCGUGUCCCGAGAACUCGCUUUUGGACUCCAGUGAGUUCUACAAACCCGUAGUGACACCAUUCGAGAUGGAGGUGGCCUGCAACAAGAACAGGGAGUGGUCGGAGGAAUAUGUCACAGACUUCCGGCAUCUCCUGCCAGGUGGACUGAGUCAUGUGCCUUUGGCUGAUCAGCAGGACGGCGGUGAUGAGACGGACGUUUCAUUAAUCACUGGAGCUCUGCGAAGCCACAGUCUGCUGAGCAGUGAGCCUGAACAGUCGUCAUUCAGCUCCUCUGUGGUCCUCAGGAACCAGACGAUGACUGUCGCCAACACAAACUCAGCUGCGUCUUUCCUGGCAGGUCGGAGCUGGCGUGGCUUAGAGCAGAAGCUGGGAGAGACACCUGUGGUGAAGGCGGUAGAGGGCAGGAGAGGCAUAGCUAUUGCCUACGAAGAGGAAGGAACGUCUUCACGAUGAUUCACCAGCAGUCCACCAGGCCUUCAGCACAUUAUUUAUUCACUUACAAAUGCGCCAAAUGUGUUGUACGCAACUUGUAAUUGCUGUAGGCUGCAAGUGUUAAAUGUUUUUAAUGAAAUAAAUAUCAGAGAGCACUAUUUUUUAUUACUGAAUCCCAGAAUGUAACGUAUGAUUUCGAUCAAUUGCUACAACCUGAUAUAAUGACCACUGUGGAAAAUAAAUAAAGGAGAACAUUAAGGCUCUAA
Messenger RNA from Acanthochromis polyacanthus (spiny chromis), 1885 nucleotides. It is a transcript of the gene dph2, whose product is annotated as diphthamide biosynthesis 2. The record is from RefSeq and is a predicted model, not a curated record. Gene Ontology annotation, molecular function: 2-(3-amino-3-carboxypropyl)histidine synthase activity. The coding region runs from base 153 to 1640 and encodes 495 amino acids. The transcript has 7 exons. NCBI's taxonomy places the organism in Eukaryota, Metazoa, Chordata, Actinopteri, Pomacentridae. Gene Ontology annotation, biological process: protein histidyl modification to diphthamide.